Synchiropus splendidus (mandarinfish) is the source of this 2671-nucleotide messenger RNA. It is a transcript of the gene fndc4a, whose product is annotated as fibronectin type III domain containing 4a. NCBI's taxonomy places the organism in Eukaryota, Metazoa, Chordata, Actinopteri, Syngnathiformes, Callionymidae. The transcript is spliced from 6 exons. The coding region runs from base 367 to 1029 and encodes 220 amino acids. The record is from RefSeq and is a predicted model, not a curated record. Gene Ontology annotation, molecular function: protein binding.
ACACAUGGGCAUUGGACCCGGACACUGCGGUAAAUAGGGGAACCAGGUGAGCCGCUGCCCAUCUGCUGUCACGUGACCGAGACGGCCUCCCGCUGAUUGGUCGCGGGAAAAAAAAAGACGUGAACGAACAAACACGCUGAGGUUCGAGGAUCCGAGCUGGAGCUGGACCCGACUCACAUCGCGCACCAUGAGAGAACCGCCGGCCGUGCUUUCAGAGUCAUGAAGGACGAUGGACGGAUCCUCUCUCUCCGGAGCGUGACCGUGAAGGCAUCACCGCUCACAGACUGAUACAUGAAUGGAAGCAGCGCGCAGCAACAUGUCGCACAGAUGAGCGGUUCCUACUUCUAGUGAUUCUCGACAUCAACCAUGGCCCGACUGCUGCUUCUGAUCAACUCCGUGCUCCUGUUGCUUUUCGGCAGCGACGUCUUCUUAGUGGGAGCAAACCGACCGCCCGCUCCCGUCAACGUGUCCGUGAAACAUCCACGGGCCGACUCCGCCACUGUGUCCUGGGACGUCCCCGAGGGUGACAUCAUUAUCGGCUUCUCCAUCUUACAACAAAGACAAGAUGGACACAUGCAGCGCUUCAUCCGGGAAGUGAACACCACCAGUCGCUCUUGUGUUCUGUGGGACCUGGAGGAGGAGACGGACUACGUCAUCCAGGUCCAGUCGAUCGGUCUUUAUGGAGAAAGCCAAGCCAGCAAGAAAGUCCACUUCCGAACCCUGAAGAAGUCCGACCGGUUGCCCUCCAACAGCUCCAACCAGGAUGACCCGGCUGUGCAGGGCCUGGACAAAGCUCGACAUCUACAGACCGGAGAAAUGAUCAUUAUCGUGGUGGUCUUGGUCAUGUGGGCAGCCGUCAUUGCCCUGUUCUGCCGGCAGUAUGACAUCAUCAAGGACAAUGACUCGAGCAACAACAAGGAGAAGGUGAAGCCGUCGUCGGAGAGGAGCACGCCCGAGCACCACGGUGGAGGUCUGCUCAGGAGCAAGUACCACCCUUCGGUGCCGUCCAUCAACAUCAUAGACGUUUAAGAGGAAGAAAGAUGCUCUCUCUUCAGCCAUCAGUGACUUCAUCACGGACGCACCAACUUCGGAGUAUUGAUUCUGACGACCAAAAGACACCUCAUACAGGGUCAUACAGGGUCUUUUUUUUUUUUUUAAGGUCGUCAUUUCUGUUUCAAAAAUAGCACAGUUAUGUGCUAGAAUAACCUCCAUUAGGUGCAGCCCAAUUCAGGGAGUCAGGUUCAAGCCUGAGAGCCAAGUCCCAUGUAGAAAUUUUCAUUUCUAAACUUCAUUUGGAAAAACAAACAGAGGUUGACACAAAACUCGCCACCAUUUCAGAAUGAAGUAGAGUGACCAGAGUGUGGGAAUUGAUUCCCUGUCCAUGGUGCUGAACGCCAUGUUGUGGCUUGUGUCUCUCUGAACUCACUGUUCUGCUAACCAGGAAACACACUGUCUCUCAUUUAAAUAUGCCCAGUCCGCAGUGGUGUUUAAACCAUGCUAGAUGUUACCUAGCUUUAACUGUACAACACAUUAUGGUAUUGACGGGAGCUCAGCCUGCCCAAGUGGUCGGCCAUAUUUGUAGUUCUUCUUUCUUGGAAAUCCGAAACAUGUUGGUGUCCAUUUUAAAACAGUACAUUGAAAGACUCUUCAUGAUGCUAAAAACUAUAUAAUACUAUAUAAAAAAAUACUUUAAUUUGACAUUGUGUAGUUUCCUCGUCACUGUGAAUAAGUUGAAAUAUGUAACUCAAUUAUUACAUGGUACAGGAGGAGAUCUAACAUUACACACCACGCAUUUCCAUGAAAGGACGUCUUUCUUUCUCAUGAUGAAAAUUAUUUUUGUCAUACUACAGAUUUUUCUUUUGGAUGGUAAUGUUAUUUUUUUCUUGGGAAAAAAUUUGCCUUUCAUCGCCUUCAAUUUUUUUUUUUCAAUUUUUUACCUGUUAAAUAUGUUUUUAAGCUUCAGAAUGUCAACUGCAUCAUAUAGGUUUUAUUGUGUACAGUGUAAACUUUCCCUGAAAUAUCAAUGUCAGUCCUUGCAAAGCCAUCUUUAACUCGUGUAUUUUUCCAAAGAUACAGUACUUUUGAGUACUACCUUGACCCCUGCUAGAGUCGAAGCUCCUAGGACAACUGAAACGCUCUACUCCGCUAGCAUAUGCUAAGACUAUUCAAACUGCUGAUAAGCUUCUCAUCUUCACUCAUCAUUGAUCUUCUCGAAGGAAGCUAGACAUGAACAACGGAGAAGCUCAUGAACAUCAGAUGGACAUUCAUGAAUGCAAGUGUCCUCGUGAGCCACAAGAAUGAGUCGACAUGUGGAAUAUUGAGCUGAACAGCUAGCCUGGUUGAUGUUGACUCUGCAGGUGCUUGGUAAAUGGCAAUAGACGUCAUGUUCAACAUGCUUUUGACCUCUUGCCUCCAGCUGACUGGCUUCACUCCAACAGCCUUACAUCACAUCGCCAAAAUGCAUAUUAAUGGUAUCAUUUCCGACAUAGUUCCUUAUACUGGCAAACUAACAAAUGAAAUAUUUUAACUGCAUGUGUGGACUUGUUAGUCGUGCUCUUUAAGUUCAUUAAAAAUAUUGUUUUUCUGCCUCUAUUUUACCUGUUUCAGUAUCGAUUUUAACAUUUGCUUAACCGGACAAAAAUAAACCUGUCUUUUGAAUGUUCCAAAUAAA